UCGCCUUAUAGACAAGGUGGAACCGUGGAAGUGGAAAGUUGGAAACCGAGGAGAAUAUGCGGUGAAUCCGAGAGGUGCAUAUAGUCUGGUGUACAAGCAUUACAUGUGGUUACAGUGAUUUACCUCCAAAACCCUGUAAAAAUCUCACCGAAUAACCGGCGAAACCUAAAACCCUAACCAUCUUAACCAAAACCUCUCUCUCUCUCUCUCCUCUUCCCGCCAUGUAUCGAGUAGCUGCAAGCGUAUUCUCUUCGAUCAGGUCGGCUACUUCGAAGAAACUGGUAUAUAGUAGAGUUCUCCUUAGCAGAAACUAUGCUGCGAAGGAGAUCAACUUUGGGAUUGGAGCUCGGGCGGCCAUGCUACAGGGUGUUGCUGAGCUUGCUGAAGCAGUAAAAGUUACAAUGGGGCCAAAGGGCCGUAAUGUGAUCAUCGAGAAAAGUCGUGGAGGUCCCAAGGUAACGAAGGAUGGUGUCACUGUUGCCAAAAGCAUCAAAUUCAAGGAAAAAGCUAAAAAUGUUGGUGCAGACCUUGUAAAGCAGGUUGCCAAAGCCACUAAUGCCACUGCAGGAGAUGGUACCACUUGUGCAACAGUCCUCACUCAGGCGAUACUUACUGAAGGCUGUAAGUCAGUGGCAGCUGGUUCAAAUGUAAUGGACCUGCGCCAUGGUAUUAAUAUGGCAGUAGAUGCUGUCAUAUCUCACUUGAAAAGCAGAGCAUUGAUGAUAUGCACACCAGAAGAAAUUGCCCAGGUGGCAACUAUCUCUGCAAAUGGUGAACGUGAUAUUGGGGAAUUGAUAGCCAGAGCGAUGGAGAAAGUUGGGAAGGAAGGUGCCAUCACUGUUGCUGAUGGAAAUACUUUGGAUAAUGAAUUGGAAGUUGUAGAAGGGAUGAAGCUAGCUAGGGGAUAUAUAUCUCCUUAUUUUAUUACUAACGAGAAGACUCAGAAAUGUGAAUUGGAAAAUCCUCUGAUUCUCAUUCAUGACAAGAAAAUUUCAGACAUGAACUCACUCGUGAGAAUAUUGGAGUUAGCUGUGAGGAAGAACAGAGCCCUUCUGGUUGUGGCUGAAGAUGUUGAAGGUGAUGCACUGGCAAUGCUUGUAUUAAACAAACACCGUGCUGGAGUUAAGGUUUGUGCCAUCAAAGCCCCUGGUUUUGGAGAAAACAGGAGAGCAAAUUUGGAGGAUCUUGCCAUUCUUACUGGAGGAGAGGUUAUCUCUGAAGAUUGUGGUUUGAGUCUUGAUAAAGUCCAAGUUGAAAUGCUUGGGACUGCUAAAAGGGUCACAAUAUCUAUUGAUGACACCAUUAUUCUACAUGGUGGUGGUGACAAGAAACUGAUUGAAGAAAGAUGUGAGCAGCUUAGGACAUCCAUAGAGAAAAGCACUGCCAUGUUUGACAAGGAGAAGGCACAGGAGAGGUUGUCAAAGUUAUCUGGAGGUGUUGCUGUUUUCAAGGUAGGAGGGGCUAGUGAGGCAGAGGUUGGAGAAAGAAAAGAUAGGGUUACGGAUGCAUUAAAUGCUACACGGGCAGCUGUUGAAGAGGGCAUUGUGCCAGGUGGAGGUGUGGCACUCUUGUAUGCUUCAAAAGCACUGGAGAACCUUGAAACUUCAAACAGUGACCAAAAACGGGGAAUCCAAAUAAUUCAGGAUGCAGUGAAGGCACCUACAUUCACAAUAGCUUCAAAUGCUGGUGUUGAUGGUUCGGUGGUUCUUGGCAAACUAUUGGAACAAGAAGAUUUUAAUCUGGGCUAUGACGCAGCUAGAGGUGAGUAUGUUGACAUGGUGAAGGCUGGAAUUAUAGAUCCUCUCAAGGUCGUCAGAACUGCCUUAGUGGAUGCUGCCAGUGUAUCUUUACUAUUGACAACAAGUGAGGCAGCAGUUGUGGACCAUCCAGAUGCAAGUAGCUCAGUGCCAAAUCGUAUGCCGGUAAUGGAUGAUAUGGAUUACUGAAGGGGGCCAGGCCAUGAAUCAAUUCAGGAUGUUAAGCUUGGGCAUUCUCUGGAAUCUUUUUUCCCCUUUUAACUGAUAGAAAAGAAAAGUUGGUCUCUUAAUUCAAGUGUAUUGGACUUUUAACAUCAUGAUAAAUCUGAGAAACAGAGAAGAGAACUGAAAGAGGAAGAAACAACAUUGGUUGCGAAAAAGCAUGAAUGCAAUAACAUCAAAAUUUUGUUUA
Messenger RNA from Nelumbo nucifera (sacred lotus), 2169 nucleotides. It is a transcript of the gene HSP60-3A, whose product is annotated as heat shock protein 60-3A. The record is from RefSeq and is a predicted model, not a curated record. Gene Ontology annotation, biological process: protein refolding. NCBI's taxonomy places the organism in Eukaryota, Viridiplantae, Streptophyta, Magnoliopsida, Proteales, Nelumbonaceae. Gene Ontology annotation, molecular function: ATP binding; ATP-dependent protein folding chaperone.